Molecule: messenger RNA, 2682 nt
Organism: Eleginops maclovinus (Patagonian blennie)
Lineage: Eukaryota; Metazoa; Chordata; Actinopteri; Perciformes; Eleginopidae
Gene: senp8
Product: SUMO peptidase family member, NEDD8 specific
Exons: 2
Coding region: 255-920 (221 amino acids)
Biological process (GO): protein deneddylation; proteolysis
Molecular function (GO): cysteine-type peptidase activity; deNEDDylase activity
Source: RefSeq, a predicted model, not a curated record
UUCUUUACAUUUAUCGGUUUAUUUCUCAUGAAAUAACUGUAAACUGUAAGUAAAGAUAAUUUUUAAAUCACAGAGAGUAACGAAACAGUUGGUAUCUUUCCAGUGAGUAUACUGCGCAGACACCCUGUCGCAAACACGUUAAAGGUCUUCCUGUAGUGCUUUACGUUAGUCAAUGCAAUGAGGAGCGAGACUGCAGAUUUCCUGCUACUUUUUAUUUGAGUGUGUCUAUUACAGACGGACACUCAGACUGGAGGAUGGACCCUGUGGUGGUAAGCUACCAGGACAGCCUGUUGCGACGCUCUGAUGUGUCCCUACUGGAAGGACCUUACUGGCUCAAUGACCAAGUCAUUGGUUUUGCCUUUGAGUACUUUGCUGCUGAACGCUUCAGAGUCCUGGGGGAGACCAUCACCUUCAUCAGCCCAGAGGUCACCCAGUACAUAAAGUGUGCUUCCUGCCCGAAUGAGUUAGCAAUAUUUCUGGAGCCGUUAAAUCUUGCUUCUCGUCACUGGGUCUUCCUGGCUGUUAACGACAACUCCAACCAGACUGCCGGAGGAUCCCACUGGAGUCUUCUAGUCUACCAUCACAACUCCAACCACUUUGCACACUAUGACUCUCAAAAUGGCAGCAAUUCAACACACGCACGGCGCAUCGCCUGCAAUUUGGAGCCUUUCUUAGGUGCGGGGAGAAAAGCGCAGUUUGUGGAGGAGCCCUGCCCAUCACAGAAGAACAGCUAUGACUGCGGCAUGUACGUUAUCUGUAUAGCUGAGGCCUUGUGUGAAAAGGCAAGGGUGGAAGGCUCGCCACGCCUUCCUGUGCAAAUCAUCACCCCAGCUUACAUCACUCAGAAGAGGGUGGAGUGGUGCAGACUGAUCCAGAGCCUUGCUCAGAAUGACCUCUGCUGCGCUCUUUCCUUUCCUUAGCCUGGCAAAUUACCUUCACUUUAUGCAGAACAGCCUCUACAUAUCUACUGCUGGAGCAACUGAAUGCACUCCUACAUUACAGUAUAUAACUACAUAUGAAGUAUAUUUCUAUUAGACUCUGUAUAAUACCCCAUAAAAGAAAAAGAUAACGCAAUGUUACAAAUCUUGGUGUCAUGUUUAUGCCUUGUAAAUGCACAGUGACAUACAAUAUGUGAACCUGAACACCAGCAUGCCUAUAAGGAAAUGUACUCCCAUCUACAUUUUUACAAAGAAUGGAGUAAUUGUCAGAGAAGGCAAAUCAUUUUCUUUACUCGUUGUAUUAGCUUGCAGCGAAUGUAGAAAUGUUUACACUGAUUAUUGCUCAGGGUCAUUUUAAAUUAACUAGAAUUGACGAUAAGAAUGUGAAUCUGAACCUUGGCUCCUACUUUAUGUUAUAUGCACAUUUGGUUUCUCACUUUUCACAGCAGGCUACGUCUACAACGACACACUUUUCAUUUUGAAACAUUUUAAAGAAAAUUGCUGUAUGAGGGUAAGACUGUGCGUGUGCUGUGAGUGUUUAUGGGACAAAGGACAAUGUUGAUUGGUGGAAUGUAUUAUAUGUUCUCACAAAAAGCAAGUGUCAAAUUCACUGUCUGCUGGUCUAAGAAAUGUGAUGUCAGAUUUUUGAUGAUAAAACUGUUAAUUUGCUUUUUGUUUAUUCUUUAAGAUCCCAGCUCUCUCAUCAAGUUAACAGUUAAUAUUGAUAUUUUACAGGUUAAGGUCCAGUUAUCGACCAAAAUGCAAUAGUAAAGACAUAAAGUAAUAUUGAUCCACCACUAAAUUAAAAACUUUUCUUAUAGGCUGCACAAUGUUAACUAUUGCCACAGUGACACCUUUCAAUUUUAGGGGUAUUAUUAAAACAUAAAAUCAUUUUGUUGGAGGUAUAGAUAUUUGUAAAUGGUAUUCUGAUAAUUAUUCCAAAAUUGCUCAUAAUAAAUAAGUUAAAAGAACUAAACUCACAAUCUGCCAAAACAUUUCAAUUUAAAAUAAUUUCAGUACUUCAAGACAUCAAGUGCUCAAAUGUAUUGAAGUCGACUUACUUCGCAGUUACUUUUUAAAAUAAAACAACUUAUUGUUUUAAGAAGAAAAAUAACCUAACACGACUAGUGCUGCACGAUCACAGCUAAGCACAAUGCGUUAAGGGCACAGUGUGAAUUUCAUUGUGUUGUGAUUACAAGACAAUCUGUUGCAACUAGACAACUGAAACAGACACAUUCACUGAGUCAUAUUUUACAAAUAGUUUAUGUUAAACUUAAAAUAUGUAUAAUUUUCAUAAGUGGAGUGUGGGUAACAAUAAGCUGUCAUCCGACAUUUUAUUUUAAAUUAAGAAAGGAAAAAGAACGUGACCAACAAUUGUACUAUUCAAAUUCAGAAGGACUGGUGCCUUUGACAUAUUUAUAAGCAAGCCUUACUAUAGCAGUUGAUUUAGGGUUUCAACUUACUGUAGAUGGACAUGCAGCAAAGUUGUGCUUACCGAAUUGCAACGUGCGUGUGGGAUGAACACUAUGAUGCACAGAAAUGGCUCGUGAUGAUGGGAGAGGGAGUGAGAAUGAGUCAAUAUGAUUAUCCUGUCUUGUAUUGUGUAAUAAAGCAUAUGCUAGUGUGCUGAUCUGAAUCUGAAGGGUUAUUUUGAACUACAACAUACAUGAAUCAAUGUAUGAAUCGGUUAAAUUGGGAAUACUCGUAAUUUUGCUGCAUAUGGGAAUAAAGUAAAUCCACACUG